AUGCAAAGCAAAACUCUUUACUCCAUUUUCACGAUCUCCGCCUUAUUGUUGAUUGGACUUGUCGUUCUGUUUAAAUAUCCCGCAAAUGCACCUGGUGAAGAAUCGCUAGGACCACAAGUACAUUCUUUGAAACACACUAGCGAGGCCCUACAAAAUAAUGCUGUGGUGAUGCUACCCACAGUAUCAUCUGCAUCUCUGGCUCUUGAUCAAUCCAAACCAUCCAGGAUAACGUUUUCUGAGCUAAUCAAGGCUCCAGCAAAGCUUAUGUUUGGAGAAAAAGCCAACUCUUCAGGCAGUGUUGCAAUUGCAGUAGCAAUGGUCAUCUCUGCUUCCAUUCUCGUGUGUGUUCCUUUGACCGUAUUGUUUAUCAUUUACAUGAACAGUAAGAAUGAACAACUUUCUCAAUACGAAUCUGUUUGCACAAGAAGAUACUUUUUGUUGCCACCAUUGUUUCUUUUGACGGUUUCUACGAUAGUACUUGGCUUUCCCAGUCUUUUUGAGGGCUUAAUCGGGAAAAUUAUCACGUUCCAAAAUGCAGAUGAUUCAACCCAUGCUUUUAACUUGUCUUUUGUUCUUUUGUUCACUGUAGGCUUUGGGUUUGCUUUGAGCGAAUACGGUUUUGCCGGUUUUUGGAUUAUGAUCGAGCUAUUUAAGGGGGUUAUGUUCUCGCGCGAUUUUCGCCAUGGUCUCCAAAAGCGUUCUUAA
Messenger RNA from Mitosporidium daphniae, 705 nucleotides. RefSeq lists its product as uncharacterized. The record is from RefSeq and is a predicted model, not a curated record. The coding region runs from base 1 to 705 and encodes 234 amino acids. NCBI's taxonomy places the organism in Eukaryota, Fungi, Microsporidia. The transcript has a single exon.